Messenger RNA from Diceros bicornis minor, 8216 nucleotides. It is a transcript of the gene TFDP2, whose product is annotated as transcription factor Dp-2. The record is from RefSeq and is a predicted model, not a curated record. Gene Ontology annotation, biological process: regulation of cell cycle; regulation of transcription by RNA polymerase II. The coding region runs from base 404 to 1747 and encodes 447 amino acids. Lineage: Eukaryota; Metazoa; Chordata; Mammalia; Perissodactyla; Rhinocerotidae. Gene Ontology annotation, molecular function: RNA polymerase II transcription regulatory region sequence-specific DNA binding; DNA-binding transcription factor activity, RNA polymerase II-specific. The transcript is spliced from 13 exons. Gene Ontology annotation, cellular component: transcription regulator complex; nucleus.
CGGAGGCGCCAGCGCUCUGGGCUGGAGUCGCCGCCGCCGCAGCUCGGCACGCGGGGCGCGCCCUGACCCUUCGUCUCUGGGCAGGCCCGAGGGCGCGCGCCCGGUCGGCGUCCGGGGGCCUCGAACUCCAGGGCCUCGACUGGGCAGACCGCGGAUCUCCCACCCCCGGCCCGAGUGUGAGUCCCCCGGGACCGGGCCGCCGCCAAGCGCGGGCGCCACAGGAGCGGCGGGGCCCGAGGACGCGCCCCAGGCUCGGAAGAACAGCCCUGCGCGGCCGCCUCGUCAUCUGCAGCCGAGCGGCGGAUGAUCUUUUAAAGAAUUAUCGAAGACGAAAUUUUUUUAUUUUUGUUUUUUGUUUGUUUUUUAAUGGCUUUUCAGAAUUUUAAAUCGAAUACAAUUUGACAUGACGGCAAAAAAUGUUGGUUUGAGUUCCACAAAUGCAGAACUAAGAGGAUUUAUAGAUCAAAAUCUCAGUCCAACAAAAGGUAACAUUUCAUUUGUUGCAUUUCCAGUUUCCAGCACCAACUCACCAACAAAGAUUUUACCAAAAACUUUAGGACCAAUAAAUGUGAAUGUUGGACCCCAAAUGAUUAUAAGCACACCACAGAGACUAACCAGUUCAGGAAGUGUUCUGAUUGGGAGUCCAUAUACCCCUGCACCAGCAAUGGUUACUCAGACACACAUAGCAGAAGCUACUGGUUGGGUCCCAGGUGAUAGGAAACGGGCUAGAGAAUUUAUAGACUCUGAUUUUUCAGAAAGUAAACGAAGCAAAAAAGGAGAUAAAAAUGGAAAAGGCUUGAGACAUUUUUCAAUGAAAGUGUGUGAGAAAGUUCAGCGGAAAGGUACAACGUCAUAUAAUGAAGUAGCUGAUGAGCUGGUGUCCGAGUUCACCAAUUCAAAUAACCAUUUGGCAGCUGAUUCGCAGGCUUAUGACCAGAAGAACAUUAGGCGAAGAGUUUAUGAUGCUUUAAAUGUGCUAAUGGCAAUGAACAUAAUUUCAAAGGAAAAAAAAGAAAUCAAGUGGAUUGGCCUACCUACCAAUUCUGCUCAGGAAUGUCAAAACCUGGAGAUAGAGAAGCAGAGGCGGAUGGAACGGAUAAAGCAGAAGCGGGCCCAGCUGCAAGAACUUCUCCUUCAGCAAAUCGCUUUCAAAAACCUGGUGCAGAGAAAUCGGCAAAAUGAACAGCAGAACCAGGGCCCUCCAGCUCUGAACUCGACCAUUCAGCUGCCAUUUAUAAUCAUCAACACAAGCAGGAAAACAGUCAUAGACUGCAGCAUCUCCAGUGACAAGUUUGAAUAUCUUUUUAAUUUUGACAACACCUUUGAGAUCCAUGACGACAUAGAAGUGCUGAAGCGGAUGGGGAUGUCCUUUGGCCUGGAAUCAGGCAAGUGCUCUCUGGAGGAUCUGAAACUUGCUAAAUCGCUGGUGCCAAAGGCUCUAGAAGGUUAUAUCACAGAUAUCUCCACAGGACCUGCCUGGUUAAAUCAGGGGCUACUCUUGAACUCUACCCAGUCAGUUUCAAAUUUAGACCUGACCACUGGUGCCACCUUGUCCCAAUCAAGUGUAAACCAAGGGUUAUGCUUGGAUGCUGAAGUGGCCUUAGCAACGGGGCAGUUCCUUGCCCCAAACAGUCACCAGUCCAGCAGUGCAGCCUCUCACUGCUCUGAGUCCCGAGGUGAGACCCCCUGUUCGUUCAACGACGACGAUGAGGAAGAUGACGAGGAAGAUUCCUCCUCCCCAGAAUAAAGACAGGAGAAGACCCACGUUUUAGUAUUGAUGCUCAUGUGUGUUUUUAGUGUGAGCUCUUGUUUUUGAAAUGACUGCUUCAGUCCUUGCCUUUGUUUGCACUGUGUGUUCAGUGAAAACUAGGGAAACACAAUAAGCAAAUCACACGAAGGCUGAGAUGAUAGAGAUGAAGGUUACCAUAGCGUGAAUGAGAACUCGGAACAACGGAGCAUAGAUCACACCGCAAACAAAGCGUGUUUUCUGAGGUGAUAGAGGGGAUGGUCCCUGAAGAACUGGCAGCAUGAGUGAAGCUCAGUUUUCUCUCGUGAGGGGGAGCAUUGCGUCCCCCCGCAUGUAACCCUUCGUAGAGUUGAGAUUGCUCCCGUGAACAGUUCUGGGUGGUCUGGGUUCUCGUGUUCUCUCCCUUGCCUGGGUCGCCUUUACAAGGCGGAGAUGCCCCUGAACAGUUCCUAGUGGGGGAGUUGUACAGGGUGGGUGUAGGUGGCGAUCCUUGUGGGCAAAGGAGCACAGAUUAAACUGCUGAACUAGUUGAAAGUCUAGUCGAGGUGCUUUACGCAUCAGCUGCCUUAGACGGCUUCUAGAAAGGAGCGAGCGCUACUUCUUAAGUACUUAAGUGACAUUUAGAAUAAUUUAUAGUAAAACUGAAAUUAUCAUUAUUAGCCAAUGCAGUGGUGCAUAGAAUUUUCUAGGGCUACUUCUGGAAGCCAAAAUAGAAUAGCAUUUCCACGUGCAUUAAAUACUUUGCCAGCACUGCCUUUUGCCAGCAUUCUAAAUCUGGAGUUUUACAGAGAAGGAACUUGUAUCUAUAGUUUUAAUCAAAGCUAUGCAUUUCUUACAGCUUUAUCAUUUAAAACAAAAACAAAAAAAUUCCUAUGACCGAAUUGCUUGCUUACAGUUCCCUGCAGUAAUUGUAUGAUUUCACCUAGUGUGCAAUUUGUGAAAAUGAACCAAAUGUCAUUACUCUUGUCUUAAAAGUCUAUUUCAAGAACCUGAACAGCAAUGUUUUCCUGUACAUGUCAUCUUUUGUACAUUUUCAUUAAUCAAAAUGACCUUAUUGGGUUUAUUCCUGGGUAAAUCGCAUUUCAGACUAACUCGAUAUUGAGUGUUUCAUAGAAACACCAAAAAAUGUUGAACACUCCAAAUCAUUGGAUUUGUAGUAGUGCAGUGAAUAGUAUGUUAUUUCAUAGCCAAAGAUGCGGCUCAGAACACUGCAGUGGUGUGUCCACAGUUACUGCCCCUCUGAAGAGGGGGUGUGGAAACAUCUGCCACCACGGCCAAACCCCAACUUAAUUUCACAGGAAGGGCUUGCAAAGGAGAAAAUAACAAUGGAAAGUUGACUCUGAAUCUUUGACUUGAAUCAUUGGGAUGUCCCCUAGCUUACGCAUCUAGCAUCUGUGGGCCCAGCCCCGAGCUUGGCCCAAAUUGGUUCUUUUCUAAAUCCCAUGGGGACAGUGUGGGUGCCUUAUGAUGCCUUUUUAAAGCUCUGCCACUCUGCUUACAGUGAGCUGGAGGUGAAAGAUUUGGCUGACCUACAAUUUUUCUUAAGGUCAUAAAACUAAUACACAAGAACAUACAACUUUACUUAAGUUCUUUGAGACAAAAUUCGUUGUGUCAGAAAUAAGCCAUAGUGCAGACUCAGCGUGUUCACGGGGGGCAGAGAGAGAGGCAGUUUUUAGAGAAUUCUGUCCAGCCUGAGUCUCUGGGGCACCCCUCUUAGGUGGGCAGGUGGGAGGAGUCCAAAACACUGCAGAGGCCACAGCGGGUCCCCGUGGCCUCAAGAGACAUUUCUGACCUGCUCAGUCUGGUAAAACCCGAUUCCCCUCCAAACUGUCUUUCAAGAGGCUGCUGCCUCCUUUACUAACCCCAGCCUUUCUCAUCCCUGUACUUGAAGGGGGCUCAGCAGGGACCUGGAGAGGCCAAGAGUGACAGCUGGCUCUUUAGUCUCGAGAAUAUUGUACUCCGGGUCCCGAGACCUGUGCGUCAGCAUUCACGACAGGUGCAUUAAUCAUGACCGUUCCUCUACCGACUAGCAGAAUCCUCGCCUGAGCCCUUGGGACCCCCUCCCUUCUCUACUCUCGCUCUCUGCUGCGAUAGUGCUUUAAAUUGAUAAAAUAUGGUUUAAAAAAAAGCAACCAAAGACUCUUAUCAUUAUUGGUGCCCCAUCAUUGGCCGUCCCAGCCAUGAGUCUGUGGUGUUUGAUGGGCAGUGGCCUCCGUUCCUCAGUAACGUGUUUGGGUUGCUGCUGAGGACAUCUAGUAGUCACACUGUGGUCACCUUGCACGUCGCCGGUGUAAAGCCUUACCCGAGGAGAAAACUAGGUAAGAUGUUUAGAAAGAUAAAUCCUGUUGUUGUUCUGUAUCUCCCCUAAACAGAUUUAUCUGGGUCUAAAGUUCAGCACUUAGAAUUUCAUAUAGAAAUCAAAGUGAAAACAUGUUAGGAAAUCGUGGUUACAGCAUCCAGGCUUCUGUAUAGGAGUAGCACUUGGGGUUACUUGCACGUGCGCGCACACACGGACACGCGCACACACACGGACAUGCUCGCACACACAGACACACACAGACACCCCUCCAGAGGGUGCUGGUCACACUCUGGGGAGCUCAAGAGGCCUUUUCCCCCUGAGGGUCAGUUUAGCCGUUGCCCUUUCAAGUGCGUAGUGUCCUUGAGUCAGUAAACCCUUGCUGCAUUUAGCACUUGGCACAGGUGGCUGGCCACAUUUGACCCCUAAGUGGCAAGGGGAACCCUGCCAGGGUCCACGGCAGCGCUCAAGGCACCCAGGGCCCGCCAGGCUUCCCUUCUCCCGUCCGCACUGUGCAUCUGUCUCCUCUUGACCUUGCAUGUGACAACAGGCAACAAGAGCAGCCUCAGUGAGUGUUGAUCUAAACUGUGCCUUACGAUCACGGAGGACUUUGGGGAGGGGCAGGAAAGGAGGCGCUAACGCUGAUUCCUCACCUCAGCGCUGCCCACUGCCGCAGAAAACUGUACAGAAGAUGACCACAUGUUUUGUUUCCUUCAAUUGAAUUCUGUAUAAAAGUGGUGGGGAGAACACUGUGUAGUUUCUGCCGUUUUACCAGGAUGAACGAGAAUAACUCCCCUCGCCAGCAAAAUUUUCUUGUUGUAACCAUACUCUGCCAUACUUGAAAAAUAAUGCCAGAGUCGGUCCUCAAACACAAAUUAGCCCCUAUCAGAUCAUUCAAAUGGAGGUACUUCACAAAGGGGUGACUUCACAAAGGGGUGGUUCAGGUUAGCCAUGCAGACAUCUGUAAGUCGGCCCUUUGCUAAAUCACAGCUCUGUUGGCUACUUGGGUCAUUGCUCCAAGUACAGAUGUAACUUGGGCCCCUGUGACAUCAGAACAUAGAGGAUUGGGUCUUGCUGGGGGCAGGGUUAGCAAAGGAGGGGAGCGGCCUCAGCUGUUUCUACCAUAACCGCAGCCAGAGAGAAGCCUGUUUAGCUUCAUCAGUGAUUCUCUUCAAGGGCCCUUUAAAUACCUAUCUCGCUCCCUCCCCUCAGGCAUAUAAAAGAAGUGCCCUACCCAACAAACCUGUGAGGUAGACCCUAAGGCUGUGCUGCCUUAGUGGUAAGUAUGGAGUGGGGCUUGGAUGGUGAAUGUAGAGUUAAUCUGUCAGUAAGUACUCGAGUGAAUACAGGACAGAGAACAUUCAGAUUGAUCAGUGGUACGGAAAAAAUGACAGGGUAAUGGGACAAUGGGGGAAAGGCUACGUUGGGGGUGGCCAGGGAAGGCCCCCUGAGAAGGUGACAUUUGUCCUGAGUCAGACAAUUGACAGACGGGUGUGUGUCGCAUGACACGCACUUGGAGUCUGCUCAGUUCCAGGGGCCGCACUGUUCCAGUUUUAAGCAUACGUUUUGGAGUCAGCUAAGGAUUUUUAAGAUUUAAAAGAAAACCAAACUUAGCUACCAGUAGUACCCAUAAACCAAGAGAAGAUUCUAACACCCAUGAAGUUCUCACUAUUAGCUUGGUUACCUUCCAGUUGAACCUACACCAUAAAAAAAGUAAUCACUUUUCUAGGUGUUUUCUUCUAGUUUUUACAAGUUAUUGGAUACAUAAAGACUGACUUUUUAUAUUAGAUACAUAAAAGGUAAUCUUUUAUUCUUUUAUUCUGCGUAUGGUCAGGCUUUAGUGGAGUGAAAGACUACUUCAGGCCCCUUGUCCCCAAUAGGUUCCUCAUCUUCAUGCACCCAAAGCAAUGUCCCCAAGCACUGAUGAUCCUCAUGUCUGUCUAUUGAAGACCCAUGGUGUGUGCCAGGGGCCUGCACCAUGCCAUGUGAGGGCCUCCCUGCCUCCAGUUCACGGUCUGUACAAUGUUCAGUUCAUUUAAUUUCCACUCAGGCCAAACACUGUUACUCAGAAGAAGACCAAAGUUUGCUUAAGAUUUUACCUUUUUAAAAAAGUUCAAGCCGAACGUCCACCCAAAUUAUAAUAUUUCUCAGGAAUUAGCCCCCCUCCAUAAUCCAGAUAUCUCUGAAAAGUUAUGCCUGGAUAACCGUUGGGAUCCAGUUUUCGCACAUACAUCUACACUCACGCUCUGCUAAGGAAGAAAAAGUGAAGGACGCAAAACUUAGGCCCUCCGGUUACACACCAGGAGUCCCUGACAAGUGCAGGAGCUUAACUGGCAGCAGCCAUCCGUUCACCACGGUGUGGGGACAGGAGCAAAUGUGUUCAUGUACCGUGUAGUCCAUGCAGCUCUUCUCUUAGGCAAGGUAAGAUCAUGUGCCAUUCUUACAUAGCCUUUGCUUUACAAAAAGGCCUGUAGGGCUCAAUGCCACCUUGACGCCGUGCUAGUCCAGCAGAUGGGACUCUGGUCCUCCCUGCUUGUAGCUGCACUGGAAGCCAAUGUAGCUGAAAGGUAGGGGUAGGACUCAGCCCAUCUCCAUCACAGGUUUCAGAAUGGGCGAGAACAUCUCUCCCUGCCACUCAUUUAAAACACGGAACAAGUUGAAAGCUUGGCUUGCCUAAUGUCCCUCAGCCUGUCUGGCAGAGUCUGCACCACAACCCAGAAUUAUUUUUCUUGUAAGGGCCAUAUUGCCUCCUGGAAACCACGGCUUCACCACAAUCCUUCCAGAUGGCUUUUGGAUUAGCAUCAGCCAAGGAGCAGAAACGGGACUCCACUCAUGAGUCCUAGCAUGAGGCUGUGGUGUCAGCUUUGGGCCGCUCUCAACUCAGAGGACCUCAAGUGUAGACAGUCACACCUGGGAAGAAACUCAUUCCUCCAUGGGCAAGGACUGUCAUGCACAGUGGUCCUUGGUAGGGGGCUUGAGAGGUUGUUACCAACUGACCCUUCUGUGCCACGUUAGCUUGUUUCUGUCCAUGUCUGUCUCAGCAAGGAAGCUUCCCCAGAUCAUGUUUGGGUUUUAAAACCCGUCAGUUUGUCACUUCAAACUCACCAUGUUGUGACUUACCCUGCGUCAUCUUCAACAUGCCAGGCACUGUCUGAUAUACAAGUGGUCUCAUGAUUUUACUUGUUCACAACUGGGGUCAAGGAUUUUUUUCAUACCAAAAGGUCACUGAGGACCCAGAUGCUUCUCUGCUGGAAGGCUUCUCUGAGCACUGGCAGUUCUGUUUUUCACAGUAGAACCAUGACAGGUUCCACCCUUCAGUGUCCUGAAAAAUGGAACUACCAACUAGCCAACUGCACGGGCUGCUCAGGAGGCCUGAGCUCUGAGGCCCGCGGUUCAACACUGUGAGUUCCUCGAGGUACUUGGUUUACCACCACGCUUGACUCGUGGACGAAAAAGAGAAAGGCUGUGAGCCCAAAUCACCAGUUUGUUCACCUUUUCAUUUAGAGAUGCUUUAUUCUGAUCAUGUGCUGUUAGGUCUUAUUUCCAGGAAAUAUAGUUUUGCUUUUUUAUGCAUGAAGGAAAACAUCAUGGUGCCACAUGCUUUAACCAGUUUAAACAAGAGAAAUAAGGAGAAAAUGCAAACACCACAUCUGACUUGCCUAAUGUAGACUUUAUUAGAUGGAAGUACCUAACCUAAUAUGAUGUAUUAUUUUGUAGCAUCUCAAACUUUGUAAAUAAAUACCAUUAUUUUUAUAUGGAAAUUUUAUAGAAGAGCUAUUUCUGUAUACUUAAUUAUUCCUGGAUUUUCUGAAAUUGCUUCCAAUAGAUAAUGGACAAGUCCUAAGCAGUGUUCCUCUAAGGAUGGUUCAAGGACCACCUGCAGCAGAAUCAAUGGGGGGAGUUUUAAAAUUUUGCAUCCCUAGGACCCGCCCCAGACACUCAGAAGCUCUGGGAGUGGGGCCUGGGAAGCUGUAUUUUUAAUAAACUCUCAGUGAUGUUUUUUGUCCAUUAAAGUGUGAGUAUCCUUGUCCAUCCUGUAAGAUUAAAAGAAGGAAAGAAGAAAAAAAGCAUGUGAAAUGAGUAUAAGUUGUGCCUGAGAAAAAAAUGUAUCAAUCAGACUGUUCUAUGAUUUGAAUGAGAUGUACUAUAGAAAAAAUAAAUAAUUUAAAAUAA